This is a messenger RNA of Nannospalax galili (Upper Galilee mountains blind mole rat), 1042 nucleotides long. NCBI's taxonomy places the organism in Eukaryota, Metazoa, Chordata, Mammalia, Rodentia, Spalacidae. The record is from the annotation of a RefSeq genome assembly.
AUUAACAUCCUGGCGCUAACCAUCAUCUUACUAACAAUCUUCGUCGGGUCUAUCAUUACCAUUCUCAGCAACCACUUAAUCCUAAUAUGAGCUGGCUUAGAAAUAAGCAUGCUAGCCAUUAUCCCCAUCUUAAUAUUCAACUCUAACCCCCGUUCCACAGAAGCAGCUACAAAAUAUUUCCUAAUCCAAGCAACUGCCUCUAUAAUUUUACUCUUAGCCAUUAUCCUAAAUUACCACGACCUAGGAAUUUGACAAUUCCACCACAAUACACAAUUUUACAUCUACUCACUAGUAUUAAUUGCCCUAAUAAUAAAACUAGGCCUAGCCCCAUUUCACUUCUGAGUACCAGAAGUUACCCAAGGGGUCCCAAUCUUAAGCGGACUUCUACUACUCACCUGACAAAAAAUUGCCCCACUAGCCAUCAUAUUUCACAUCUCAUAUUACCUAAAUACUACCAUAGUACCACUAUCAGCUCUAAUAUCAGUCUUUAUUGGCGGCUGAGGAGGACUAAACCAAACACAACUACGAAAAAUCCUAGCCUACUCCUCAAUCGCCCACAUAGGCUGAAUAGUAGCUGUAACCAUAUAUAACCCAACAAUAAUAUUACUAAACCUGGUAAUCUAUAUAUUCCUAACAACAUCAAUAUUUAUCACAGUAUAUAUCUGUACCUCCACAUCCAUUUCCUCAUUCACAAAAAUAUGAAACAAAUCCCCACUACUAAUCUCAACCACCCUAAUCAUCCUAAUAUCAUUAGGUGGUUUACCACCCCUCACAGGAUUCCUACCCAAAUGGAUAAUUAUCAUCGAACUAACAAAAAACAACUGCAUCUUCAUAGCCCUAUCAAUAACAAUAAUAGCCCUACUAAACCUCUACUUCUACACUCGUCUUAUUUAUGCAUCAUCAAUAACAGCCUUCCCUACAUCCAACAACAUAAAAACUAAUACACACCACCAAAACAGUAAAAAACACCCACUUCUAUCACCACUAAUCAUCAUCUCCUCCCUAGCAUUACCACUAUCUCCACUAGUAAGCUCACUAUACU